AUGUUUGUAACGUUUCCAACUGUAAGCAAAAAUGGGGGGAGGUCAGUCGCACCCUAGUGUAACAGAAGAUCUCUUGGAAGAUUACACGACCCUUACGUAUUUAAGCAAAGGCGAAAUAUUAUAUUUGAUGAAGAAAUUCAAAUCAAUCGAUCCUGAUAAAGUGCUUGCGGACUAUCAACACAGGUUUAGCCGGGAUAAAAUCAUCCAAAAGUUUGAUGUUCUACGGAAUAACCCAUUCCAAGACCGAAUCUUUCGGGUGUUCUCUUCAAAGAGGGACGACUCCUUUUCGUUUGAGGACCUGUUGGACUUAUGUUCGGCCAUGAGCGCUGAUUGUCCACCCGACGUCAGAGCGACUUGGGCGUUUAGGAUAUAUGAUCUUGACGAGGACAAUCAAAUAACUGAACGAGACAUUUGUGAGAUCAUAGAUAGACUGCUGGAUACAAAAAAGAAUGACCAAAAUAAACUCGAUGACGAAAGUAAAAAGAAGAUAAGUAAAAAUAUCCUAGAUGAAAUAAAAUUGGACCACAGCGACGGCAUUAGCCUCGGCGAGUUCAAAUACAUUUUGGCGCGUUUCCCUGAAUUUGAAACUUCGUUUUACUUUAGAAUGUAGACCGUGACCGAAACAGCGAUGAGGACUGAGCAGUGAUUAAUAAAUUAAAAAGAAAGAGGUAUUCCUUGAAGCGCAUAAAAACUGGCGAAGCAUUGUGUAUUUGGUCGAUAUACCUACAUUAUGCAGAGCAGUGACAACAUGCGUUUGUUGUACCUAGAGAUUUUAUACUAUUUAUAUUUUAUACAGUUUAUUUCAACUUAAUCGUUAC
Messenger RNA from Plodia interpunctella (Indianmeal moth), 818 nucleotides. Its product is annotated as calcium and integrin-binding protein 1-like. Gene Ontology annotation, molecular function: magnesium ion binding; calcium ion binding. NCBI's taxonomy places the organism in Eukaryota, Metazoa, Arthropoda, Insecta, Lepidoptera, Pyralidae. The record is from RefSeq and is a predicted model, not a curated record. The transcript has 5 exons. Bases 32 to 610 code for a protein of 192 amino acids.